This is a messenger RNA of Anthostomella pinea, 330 nucleotides long. The record is from the annotation of a GenBank genome assembly. Lineage: Eukaryota; Fungi; Ascomycota; Sordariomycetes; Xylariales; Xylariaceae.
AUGAAGCACUGCAAAAGCGGCAACUGCUGGAUUUCCAUUGCCAACAACAAGGUCACGAUCCACGACCAUAAGGAUGGCAACAAGCCCGUCUACGACACCGACAUCGACGACUCCAACGAGGCAGAAUUCGACGAGUGGGCCAUGAACUCGGACAAACGUCAGCGACGAGGCACCAGCCCCAACCCCCCGGGUCGCAAUCUGUUCGCUAGGGACGGGUGCACCCAGGCGAACUGCCCGGAUGGCGACACUACCACAUGCAUUGACUAUGGCGGUGCUUCUUGCAUCAACUGCUACCAGACCGGUACCAAUGGCUACACCUGCUCGUACUAA